AUGCUCGACGUAUGCCGAGGCGCCAACCAGAAUCACUUCGAGCUUGACGCACCGCUGCAGAAGCUCAUCAUCCCGCUAUCAUUAAUGGCGAGAGGCAAGCGCGAUAGCGCACAUGUCUGCAAGACAUUGGACUCCAUGGACAAAUCGGGGCAUGGCGCCAUCAUCGGUGCUGGCCAACGCAGGAAGGACAUCGACACUGCCUCCACGUCCCCCGAGUCUAACUCCAUAAACCCCGACUACGGCGCCGCGUACGCGUGGAGCAACUCCGCGCACGUGACGGACCUGAAGGACGUGAAGGGCGGGAUCGGCGCGAAGGCCGGCAAGCGCUCCUCGUGGGAGGUCCCCGGCUGGGCCACCGCCCAGUCUGACAUGACCACCAACAGCGGCACCAACAAUGGAUCGGACGACACUGCCGCCAGCUUUUCGAAGCGAGUGCCCGACGGCAUGCGCUUCAAGAGCGACACUGGAGGCCUCUUCCGUCACCGCCAUUCGGCGAUGUCGAGCGAGGGACCCGAGAUGAUGUUCCCCAAGGCUCCGCGUGCGAGCUCGUUUUCAGGCAUGGCGUCGUACGGCGGCGGCGCGUACGCGCGUUUCGACGCCGGCCCCGACAAGGCCUACUACGUGGACUCCGCGCACGACCCGGCGCUGGCGGAGGCCGCCGAGCAGCUCAGCCGGUACGCGGCCGACCUGCGCAGGAAGCGUGGCGCGAACGCCAAGUACCCGCAUGAAGCGACAUCGUACACGAACAACAAGUACGCCUACGAGCGAGGGCCCCUCGGUUUCGCCACCGUGUUCAGGGACACCGAGUCCGACGACGUCGUCAGGAGCGACACGAGCACGAUGCCGCUGACGAUUUUUUCCGCGUAUACCCCAUUGCGUCUUGAGGACGGCGCCAUCGCAGUGCAACCGUCGGACAAGGUUGACCUCCUAGCGCGCCACAAGCACUGGCUCUACGUCCGCGUCGCGAAAUCUCGGGUUCCGGAGUCCGUGGGACGCAGCGGCUGGAUUCCCGAGGAGACGCUGCUCGAGCCGGAACUUUUUUCUCGGCGUUUGCUGCACACUGGCAACCGCACACACAUGUUUAAUAAAUUCCUAUAG
Messenger RNA from Babesia bigemina, 1098 nucleotides. RefSeq lists its product as hypothetical. Bases 1 to 1098 code for a protein of 365 amino acids. Lineage: Eukaryota; Apicomplexa; Aconoidasida; Piroplasmida; Babesiidae. The transcript has a single exon. The record is from RefSeq and is a predicted model, not a curated record.